Messenger RNA from Lates calcarifer (barramundi perch), 5371 nucleotides. RefSeq names its product cingulin (gene cgna). The transcript has 20 exons. Bases 178 to 3795 code for a protein of 1205 amino acids. NCBI's taxonomy places the organism in Eukaryota, Metazoa, Chordata, Actinopteri, Centropomidae. The record is from RefSeq and is a predicted model, not a curated record. Gene Ontology annotation, cellular component: myosin complex.
GGUUGCAGUCGCCACAUAAUGAACUUGUAGCUGUUGUUAAUUUGCGUAGGAGUUGUUUUUCCUUCGGCUUUUCUGUUUGAACUUUGAUGAAUGUCUGUGAAAAUAUUUGAAUUAUCAUCGAACUAAGGGAGGAGAAGUGUCGAAGAGGAGCAGAGGAGAUAACUUGAGAGAAAGAGUAUGAGCGCACCAUCCUCAGGUCGGAAGACCCCAGUGGACUAUGGUGUCCAGAUCCGCUUCAUCAAUGACCUCUGUGACACUGGGCAGCCUGGGUCCCAGCCCAAGACCAAGACACAGUCCAAAUACGGCGUGGCAGUCAGGGUGCAGGGUAUCGACGGCCAGCCGUACGUGGUCCUGAAGGACGGAGAGAAAGGAGACUCAUAUGGAGUCCAGCUCAGGACCCACUACCCGUCUGGCUACAGCAGCCUUCCCCGGCGGAGAGAGAGGGCAGAGCCAGGAACACCGGGGGCAGAUGUAGGAGGGGGAAGCGGAGGAGGGCAGGGAGGGGCACUACGCCGGGCCCAGUCCCAUGGGUCUCUGCUGGACAGGGAUGGAGAGGGAGGGGCAGGCAAUGAGGAUUUUCAGCUGUCUAGGCCACCAGGGGAUGGGAAGUCUGGUAGUUACGGGAACCUGGAUGGAGGAUUAGGAGUAAGAGGGGAGAGAGAGCAGCCUCAGCGUGUCAGUGGUAGAGAGGGGGGCAUGGAAAGGAAUAUGUGGCAUGGUUCAUACCAGGAAGGGCUCAACGGGUCACUGGGGUCAGUGAGGAGCAGUCAGUCCUACCCUAACCCUCCUCCACAAACAAGUGGGUUUCACUCUAAUCAGAGGCAAGCUGCUGUCAACAGACUAGUAAACAGGUUUGAUGAUGGUAACACCAGGGCCCAGCAGACAGACCUCCUUCCCCCACAGCAAGACCCCAGAGCUACAUCUCCUGUCCUCACUCAUAACCCCUACACCUCACCUCCGUCCUCAACUCACAGCAGCUUGGGACGCAGCCAGGGCACUGUCACCAAAUUUCCCGGACAGUCUGCUAAUCAGUGGCCUUCACCAGGGAGGCAUGCUGCUGUGGCAACGCCGCAGGCCAAUCUGACUGAGGCACAAGUGACCCCUGACCUUUUGCUGGACCAGGGUCAGAGUGCUGAGAUGAGCAGUGAGGAGGAGCAGGCAAUGCAGAUGAUAUACAACAUCCUGAGGCAAGGAACUAAUGAGAGUGACGUUAUUAUCAAGCACAAAGUCAAGCUCAUCUUUCAGAGGAUCCAGAAUAUCAAGUCUAAAGAAAGCCAGAGGGAAGAAUGGAUGAGAGAAAAGAGGGAGCUUGAGAGAAAGAUGGCUGAACUGCAAACAGCCCUGCGGGAGGAAAGAAGGGACUCUGUUAGCAAUUCUGAUCCUGCUCUGAAAGCUGAGCUGGAAUCCUGUCUGGAUGAAAAUCUGCAGCUCCGGGAGAUGCUGGACCGGAAGAAGACAGAAUUAAAUGAAACACAAUCAGAGCUGACUCAGCUGCGUAUGGACAGGGAGAAUGCAGAGGCACGGGUCAGAGAGAUGGAGGACCAGCUGGCUGAGCUUCAGGAUGAACUAAGAAGAGAAAAUGGCAACAAGACGGACCUGAUGUCUUGUCAGGCACAGCUGAUGGAGGUCUGCCAGCUGAAACACAAACUGGAGGAGACGUUGAGACAGAGAGAGAGGGAGCUGACGGCUCUGAAAGGAGCACUGAAGGAAGAGGUGGCCACACAUGACAAAGAGAUCGAGGUGCUUAGAGAGCAAUACAGCACUGACAUGGAGAAGCUCCGCAGCAGCAUGGAGCAGGUGUCUCAGUCUCACGCAGGGAUCGAAGCAGAGCGGUUGCGUGUCAAUGCAUCAGUUCGCACUCUACAGCAGCAGUUGGAGGACUGUAGGGACGAGAGCAGCCACUGGAUGGAGCAGUUUCAUGCCACCAGAGAUGAACUUAGAACAACUAAACAAGAACUUCUACAAGCUCGCCUGGAAAAAGAGGAGUUUGAGGAGGAGCUGAAGGAGCUCCAGGAGAAAGUGAGCACCAUGAAACAACAGAUACCAGAACCCAGCCAUGCACAGACUCUCAACCAGGAGCUCCAGAGAUGCAAUGCUGAUCUGCAGAAGGCAAAGUCUGAGGUGGAUAAGCACAGGACUGAGUUUGACAAAAAGGUCAUGGAGGUCAUCUCCUUAAAAAAAUCUCACCAGAACCAAGAGGCUGAAUUGAAGUAUGAGAUUGACAGACUAAAGGACCAGUUACAGAGGGCCAAAGAAGACUUUGCCAAGGCGCAGGACAAAAACAAACGGCUCCCUGACCCAGCCACCAUCUCAGAGCUGGAGGAGAAGUUAGGUGAGGCACGUAGUGAAGCCAGUCAGUUCAAAGAGAAACUCUCUUUGGCUGAAGAGGAACUGGAGGCCAGUAAAACACAUCUCAGUAGAGCUCAGAUGGACUUUAAAUUGCUCCAAGACACAGAGCAAGAGCAGAAAGAAGCCAACACCCGUCUCAAAGAGAAACUCUCACGGUUAGAGGCUCAGCUGCAGACCAACGCCACCGAGAGUUCAGAGACAGAGCUCACCCUCCACUCCGAGGUGAGAGGCCUGAGAUCUGAGCUAGACGAGGCCAAGAGAAAAGCCUCCAGGCUGAGCCAGGAGCACCGUGAACUCAGCCUACGCCUGGAGGAUAUAGAGAAAGACAAGGAGGCGCUCAAACAGACCAUCAGCCAGCUGGAAGAUACCAAACGACAGCAGGAGAGAGCUCUGGAGAAAAUCAACAAAGAGUACGAGUCUCUGGCCAUGUCCUCAAGAGAGGAGGUGCAGGCUCUCAGGGUUCAGCUGGAAGAGCAGAGAGAGCGAGCACGCAAGGAAAUGCACGAGGUGCAGCGUCACGGAAACGACGCUCAGACUGAGCUGGAAAGGAGCCAUGUAAAUCUAAGGAGACUGGAGGAAGAGAUGUCACGACAGAAGAAGGAGCUCCUGCUGGUAUGUGAGGAGAGAGACAACCACCAGCUGGAUAAAGAGCUUCUCACCAACAGACUGCGCCACCUUGAGGGAGAGAUGGAGGCCAGCAAAAACAACCUCAAUGAGAAAACCCGAGAGGUUCGCAUCCUGGAGGACAAGCUGAAGCGCAUGGAGUUGGAGCUGGAGGAAGAGAAAAGCAGUGUGGAGAUGCUGACAGACAGGAUGGCCAGGAGUCGAGAUCAGAUCGAUCAGCUCCGCUCUGAGCUCAUGCAGGAGAGGUCCUCCAAACAGGACCUGGAGCUGGACAAGAACGCCAUGGAGAGACAUUUGAAGGAGCUGAGGAGUCGUGUGGCUGACAUGGAGGGCCAGUCUCGCUCUUCAGCAGGAGUCUCUCAGCUGGAGAACAAGAUCCAAGAGCUUGAAGAGCGGCUACGCAGUGAGGAAAGGGAGAAGAACUCUGUGCUGGCGUCUCAACGUCGCCUGGAGAGGAAACUUAAAGAACUCAAUAUGACGCUGGAUGAGGAGAGACAGACACAGACUGAACAGAGAGACCAGCUCACUCUGAGAGUGAAGGCUCUAAAGAGGCAGGUGGAUGAAGGAGAGACAGAGCUGGAACGAAUAGAUGGACUCCGAAGAAAAGCUCAGAGAGACAUGGAGGAACAGAUGGAGCUGAAAGAGGCCUUGCAGGCCAGAGUCACAGCUCUGGAGGCUGAGCUCAAGAGGAAAACUCAGGCAGCAAUGCGCCCAGCUUUGGAUUCAUCAGCCCUUAGCUCAGAUGACGACGACAGCCUUUAUGACCCGUCCACCAUCACCUCCAUCCUCACUGAGAGCAACCUCCAGACCAGCUCCUGCUAGAGCUGCACUGUAAAGACAGGGUGAAGGCAGGGAAAAGUAGCACUGCCAAGGGGAAAAAAUGGAAGGAAGUGUAGGUUUCUGGUUUGUAGAUCAGGAGUUUUGCCAAAAGGCAAAUUGGUAUGCACUACAGACAAUGAGGGAGGGAUACAAGGAUGAGAGGAGAUAAAUGACUUAUUGUAGAGGUUAGUAGGCGAAUCAUUUUCCACACCAGAGUGAAUGGAAGGAAGCAAAACAUCCUCUUCAUUUCAGGGAAUUCACUUCGGUCUACAGUGAGCACAGAUGUUCAGAAGUCCACGGUACAGUUGGAAUGACUCCAUUUCAUGCACAUAGUACACUAGAAAUGCAUCUCAAGCCAUUUUAAGGUGGAAAUUAUUGGGUUAAGCACUUAUGGUACUGUGUUUGGCUUUGACUGAAUAAUGAAUUAUUCUUACAUCAUUUCCUGGAGUAGACAGUUUACGUGUUAUACUUAAGUUUUCUCUGUGACACAGCUGUCAACUGCCUGAGAACAGAACUUAGGUAGAACCACUGAAAAACAUGAACCAGAUGCUGACACUGAGGACAUUAUGAUAACCACAAGUGAUUGAAAACUGCAAGCAAUACAAUAUAACCCUUAUGCUGUUUUUCUGAAAGUUAAGUAACCAGAUAUAAUGGUUUAUAUAUACUGAACAAAAUAUAUAUUAAUGUAUAUUUUUAGCUAUGGAAAAUGUCUGUUCUAUACCUGAAAAUUGUUUGGGACAAGAGUUUACUCCACCUUCCAGUCUUCAGUGUCACACGGUACACAGUGUAGGGAUCUACAUUAUAAAACAUGAUAUGACACUAAUGGCAUCUCAAAUGGAUUUUCUUGGUCAGAGACGCAAAUUCUGCCUCCUCCAUAAAUGUGACAGAAACUUGAUGUUAGUAUAAAAGUUAAGACCAGUUUAAUUGUGACUUCACUCGGUAGGUCAUUAUUGUCUUCCCUUUGAAGGUAUGACAGACUUCAGACCUCUGGUUUUGUGGUUUAUAACUGAGAACAGAGGUCUCUGCUUAGAAAACAACUUUUGUCAGAAUAUGAAGUAUAAAAGUGGUUUUCCACUUUUUAAAGCAAAACAACAGCCAAAAUAUCAUCUCUGUGUGGUAAAAACGUCAAAAGUUUGUUGAAGCUGCACAACUUCUAUGCAUUCCCUUAUUAAGUCACUGAAACAUAUAUAUGUCAUUUCAUUACAAUGCCUUAAAAAUAAUUUGUGUUUGACUUGUUAUUCUUAUCAGAAUGAUUUUUUUGUAAAGUGUUUGUAUUUAACAUUUGUAGAUUUUUUGAGUCUUAAGUUGAUUUUGUAAACAGUCUGAACAAUCAGUUGAAGUUACAGUAUAAUUGUUAUAUUUUGAUGCAAUGUAAUGUGUCUCCCUAUCUUUCCAGUGAAACUGGAAAGUGGUACGUAUAAUUUGUUAGACAGUUGAAUAUAAAUAUGUUGAAUUUAAAAGAUGCUGGUACAUACUGUAAUUGUUGACUGGAAAAUUUCCACACUGUAACUGUUCUUCACAAAAUAGAUCUUUUUUCUAUUGCAUAUAAAUUUAGAAAAAAUAAAACAAUCUAUAUGUA